CAGAUCCGAAUCCAAUCCACACAAAAUGGCGUCCUGCUCAAGUGUAUGCACGCUUCUCGUGAGAAAUCUGCCACCAGACGCAAAGGAAAACAAGCUAGAAGAGUUGUUUGCUGAUAUUGGACCCGUUAAGCGAUGUUUCAUUGUCCGUGACAAGGCACAACAGUCGCAGUGCAAGGGCGUUGCGUAUGUUACGUACGCCAGCGCUGCCGAUGCAGAGGCUGCCGUGGAACGGAGUCGGCGACGAAGUUUGAAGUGGGGCGACCGUAUUCUAGCAGUGAAAGCUGCUGCUCCCAAGGCGCCCCGCGGGCCUGCGGGCGAAGUUGCAACUCCGAAGAAGAGGACAUUCACGAAGGAGGAGAAAGCAGCGAGAAAGAAGAGGAAGCCGAGGCUGAUCGUCCGCAAUCUCUCGUUCAAAGCAACCGAGAAAACUCUGCGCGAUUGUUUUUCGAAGUACGGAAAUGUCGUCGAGGUGACCAUCCCGAAGAAGUCAGAUGGGAAAAUGCGUGGUUUUGCAUUUGUACAGUUUGACGAGACCAAAAGCGCCAUCAAAGCAAUUAACGGCCUGAAUGCUACCGAGGUAUUGGGACGACCGGUCGCGGUCGAUUUCUCCCUUCCCAAGGCAAUGUACCAGCAAACCAUGACUAAUAGCGAACGUGCUACGACUAACACUGCCGAUGAAGGGGGAGGCUCUGUUUUGCCGCAUGAGGAAAGCGAAGACAUGUCGGAUGACGACGCUGAAGAGCACUCGUCUGGAGCUUCAGGAUCUGAUGACUCCGAGCACGGCUGCUCAGACAUGGACGAAGACGAUGAUGAGAGUGAAUGCAGCGCCGACGUCGAACCUGGUCGGCACCCGAAAGGCGACACGAAGAACACGGUGUUUAUUCGAAACCUGUCGUUCGACAGCCAGCAAGAGAGUCUUGAAACCUUGAUGAAACAGUUUGGACCCUGUCGGUAUUGCCUCCUCUGUACAGAUGUGGACACCGGCCGCUCCAGAGGUACAGCAUUCGUCCGCUUUUCGCAAGAUUCAAGCGUAGACGCAUGCCUUGAAGCGGCUUCUUCCUCUGCAGGCAUUAUGCUAGAUGGCAGGCGGCUCGACGUGGUCCGGGCUCUCAGUCGGGACGAGCUGGAGGAGAAACAGAAGGAGAAGAAAAAAGAAAAGAAAGACCGCCGCAACCUGUACCUGGCGCGAGAGGGGCUGGUCAGGCCCGGCACCGAGGCUGCGCAAGGUGUCUCGCCACAGGACAUGACAAAGCGGGCCAAACUGCAGGCACGCAAGCGCAAGCUACUCGCCAAUCUCCAUUACUUUGUGUCGCCCACACGACUCAGUGUGCACAAUCUACCGCCUUCCGUGGACGAUCGCAAGUUGCGGGCGCUGUUCUUGGAGAACGCACCACAUGGGGCGCGCAUCACGGAAGCACGCAUAAUGCGGAACCUGAAGUCUCCAACCGCUGAGUCCUACGGUUACGGUUUCGUCACUUUCACUAGGCACGAGGAUGCGCUGGCGGCACUGCGGGAACUGAACAACAACCCUGGCACUUUCGGACCGAAGAAGAGACCAAUAAUUGAAUUUUGCCUGGAAAAUAAGGCAGCACUCUUAGCCAAGGAACGAAGACUGCAGAGAAGCAAGCAAAAGCUAAACGAGCUACAUCACGGUCGUGGUGAAGAGCAGAGGCUAACUGAGGUUCCCCUGGAAAAGAAGACAGCCUUCAUGGGCGCAGCUGCAAACAGAAAGAUGAAGGGUUUGCCAACGCAUUCCGGACCAAAGGUGCGAACUAAGAAGGGUCGCGCUGGCAAGCAAAAAUUGCAGCUGAAGAACAAAAAAGGCAAGAGGAAGCUUCAGCAAAAACAGAAAACCUUUGUCAAGAGUCUACGGACUGAGAAGGACAGUUUCAGCACAAUGCUUGACAAACACAAGAAGGUGCACUCAAAGCAGACUCCUUCAGUGCGUAAAACAAAGUGGUUUCAGAAUGAAUAAAUGUGUGAGGCUGCCAGUGAACAGCACAUUGUGA
Molecule: messenger RNA, 2009 nt
Organism: Rhipicephalus sanguineus (brown dog tick)
Lineage: Eukaryota; Metazoa; Arthropoda; Arachnida; Ixodida; Ixodidae
Product: RNA-binding protein 28
Exons: 1
Coding region: 26-1975 (649 amino acids)
Molecular function (GO): RNA binding
Source: RefSeq, a predicted model, not a curated record